AUGGACUUUGUUACAUCGACAGGUAAACUUGAUGACGAAGGGUACUGCAACACUUUCAGUGAUGGCCAAUGGAAGCUCACCAAGGGUGCUAUGGUUGUGGCUCAUGGCAUGAAGCACUCUGCAUUGUACAUUCUACAAGAAAAGAUCUCCAACGACAUAGUUAAUGCGAUGGAGGAUAAUGGAAGAGAGCACUGGAAUCCAGUGAAGUGGAUCAUGAGCUUGGCAAUCGAGACUUCAGAAGUGCAUUACUUUUCUACGACAGAGGCAGAGUUCAUUGCAGCAACGAAAGCAACUAAAGAGUUGUUAUGGGCAAAUAAGUUCUUGAGAGAACUUGGUUUCGAGCAGCAUAAGUAUGUGUUGUUGUUUGAUAGCCAGAGUGCUAUUCAUCUUGCUUAG
Messenger RNA from Malania oleifera, 396 nucleotides. RefSeq lists its product as uncharacterized. NCBI's taxonomy places the organism in Eukaryota, Viridiplantae, Streptophyta, Magnoliopsida, Santalales, Ximeniaceae. The coding region runs from base 1 to 396 and encodes 131 amino acids. The transcript is spliced from 4 exons. The record is from RefSeq and is a predicted model, not a curated record.